This is a messenger RNA of Malus domestica (apple), 1983 nucleotides long. RefSeq names its product transcription initiation factor TFIID subunit 6-like. NCBI's taxonomy places the organism in Eukaryota, Viridiplantae, Streptophyta, Magnoliopsida, Rosales, Rosaceae. The record is from RefSeq and is a predicted model, not a curated record. Gene Ontology annotation, cellular component: transcription factor TFIID complex; SLIK (SAGA-like) complex; SAGA complex. Gene Ontology annotation, biological process: transcription initiation at RNA polymerase II promoter; RNA polymerase II preinitiation complex assembly. Gene Ontology annotation, molecular function: RNA polymerase II general transcription initiation factor activity; transcription coactivator activity; protein heterodimerization activity.
AUUGAUUUGUAGGCCCAUGGAACAAAGCCCAGUAAGCAACCUCUUUCCUUUUGAACUGACAGCAAUGGCUCUCUGACUUCAUCACCGGCACUCGUCGUCCACCAUUACAGUCGAACCUAAAGUCCGAUUCCGUGCAGUUUUCAGAACCAGUGGCGUUGGCCAUUGAUGCAAGAGGGCUUAUGUAAGAAUUAAGCGAAAAAAAUUGUCAAAUCAAAUAAAGAUGAGUAAUGUGCCGAAAGAAGCGAUAGAAGUUGUAGCACAGAGCAUCGGCAUUUCCAAUUUGGCCCCCGAUGUCGCCCUUGCUCUUACCCCGGAUGUUGAGUACCGGGUCCGAGAGAUCAUGCAGGAGGCAAUUAAAUGCAUGCGGCAUUCGAGACGGACUAUUCUGACUACAGAUGAUGUGGAUAGUGCACUUAAAUUAAGAAACGUGGACCCAAUAUAUGGGUUUGCCUCUGGAGAUCCUUUGAGAUUCAAGAGAGCUGCUGGACAUAAGGAUUUGUUCUACAUUGAUGACAAGGAUGUGGAAUUUAAAGAUGUCAUUGAAGCACCUUUACCAAGGGCACCUCUUGAUGUAUCAAUUACUGCUCACUGGCUGGCAAUUGAAGGUGUUCAACCUGCAAUUCCAGAAAAUGCUUCUGUUGAAGCACUUGCAGCGUACUCUGAUGUCAAAAAAUCUGAAUACAAGGAAGAUGGACUUCCUGUAGAGAUUAAAUUGCCUGUUAAGCAUGUAUUGUCAAGGGAACUUCAGCUUUACUUUGAGAAGAUUACCGAGCUUACUCGCAGGUCUAGUUCCACCCUCUUCAAAGAAGCAUUAGUGAGCUUGGCAACAGAUUCCGGACUCCAUGCGUUGGUUCCAUACUUCACAUGCUUUGUUGCUGAUGAGGUUACACGGAAUUUGAAUAAUUUCCCUCUGCUAUUUGCUUUGAUGCGUCUUGUCCGGAGCCUUCUUCAAAAUCCUCAUAUACAUAUUGAACCUUAUCUACAACAAUUGAUGCCAUCUGUUAUUACCUGCCUUGUUGCAAAAAGAUUAGGGAAUAGAUACACUGACAAUCACUGGGAACUUAGAAACUUUACAGCAAACCUGGUGUCUUCAAUUUGCAAAAGAUUUGGGCAUGUUUAUCACAAUCUUCAACCACGUUUGACAAGGACUCUGCUUCAUGCUUUCUUGGAUCCAACAAAAGCAUUAUCUCAGCAUUAUGGUGCAAUUCAAGGGAUAGCAGCUCUUGGUCCCACUGUGGUUCGUCUACUCAUACUUCCAAAUCUUGAUUCGUAUAUGCAACUUCUUGAGCCAGAAAUGAUAAUUGAGAAGCAAAAGAAUGAGAUAAAGAGGCAAGAAGCUUGGCGUGUCUAUGGGGCUUUGCUGAAUGCUGCUGGCCAAUGUAUGCAUGAUCGGCUCAAGCUGUUCCAUAGUCUGUUGUCUCCUCCAGCUCAUGCUGUUUGGAAAAGGAAUGGAAAGGUUGCAACAACAAUGACAAAUAAACGCAAAGCAAGCACAGACAACAUGAUGCAACAACCACCACUAAAAAAACUAGCUACUGAUGGUGCGGUGGGAGCAAUGCCAAUGAACUCCAUGCAAGUUGACAUGCAAGGAGCUGCAGGUGGAUUCUCCACAUCUGUAUCGAUGUCCCACCAGUUACCAAAGGAACACAUGUUGGGAAGGGAGGUCAGUGGGAAAACGGUAAAGGGGUCAACAGUUCUUGCUCAGGCGUGGAAGGAGGAGACAAACGCAGGACAUCUAAUGGCAUCAUUGUUCGAAUAUUUUGGUGAAAGCGUGUUGUCCUUUACACCCAAACCAGAGUUGUCUUUCUUCUUGUGAUUAAUUUGUUGUCGUUGGUAUUUAUUGUUCUUAAGAAUGUGAAUCAUUUGUUUAACUCCGAUUCUCGUGUUGUAGUUAAAGAGUCCUGUAGGUUAUCCAUUUGUAUGCAUACAAAAGUUAUUCGGGUAUCUGAGGCCCUAAAUAAUAGACAGAUUAUGCUUACAUAA